Messenger RNA from Striga asiatica, 2952 nucleotides. NCBI's taxonomy places the organism in Eukaryota, Viridiplantae, Streptophyta, Magnoliopsida, Lamiales, Orobanchaceae. The record is from the annotation of a GenBank genome assembly.
UUUCAUUUCAUCAUCUGAUAUGCAAGUCUACACAAAGUGUUACUAUCUCCCUACCUUUCCUACAUAACUCAUUUCCUAUCACCAAGUAGUCAUAGAUGAACCUUCCUAAAACCUACACGACAUGACAAUUAAACCAUAAACCUCAUUCCUCAACUUAUACACACAUUUCUAUAUAUAACUACACAAAACAUGUUCAUUAACCAUAGCAUGCACAAGCCCCUCAAUUCACCUAAACCCCAAACCUUCCUUCAUUCUCCGAGCCCGGCCGCUUGUCGAGCAAUUGCCACAAGGUGCUCAUCCGUAUUCAUUUUCUCUCGACGAAAUCCCAUGUCAACCGCUAAAAAACCCGUGCUCCAACGUCGCGACUUAUCCUCCGCAGCAAAAGCUGUGUCGGUUCCUGCCGCCAGUGAAAAUACAACAAGCGUGAAAGCUGUCGUGACCGUGCUACAGACGGUGGGGGGAAUACUUAGCCGUGGGCUAGAUGAUAUCACCGACUUGCUCGGUAAAACCCUCCUAGUCGAGCUUGUGGCGGCCGAGCUCGAUCCUAAAUCUGGAUUGGAGAAACCAACCAUCAAUUCAUAUUCGCAUAAGGUUGACGACAAUGACAAUGAGUCGUAUUACGAAGCCAAAAUCGAAAUUCCUGAGGAUUUUGGAGAAAUUGGUGCUGUAAUUAUAGAAAAUGAGCACAAAAAAGAAAUGUUCAUAAAAGACAUCUUAUUAGAAGGUUUAUCAUCAAGUGGCUCAAUCACAGUGACCUGCAAUUCAUGGGUUCAACCAAGCAAUGAAAACCUGGAAAAAAGAGUAUUUUUCAGUAACAAGUCUUACCUGCCGUCCCAAACUCCGAGUGGGCUGAAAAGAUACAGAGAGAAAGAGCUCAUCAUCUUACGAGGCGACGGCCAAGGCGAGCGCCAGACCUCCGACAGGAUUUACGACUACGAUGUCUACAACGAUCUCGGAGAUCCCGACGCCGAUGAUGACCUGGCACGCCCCUCAAGGAGCUCCGACUUGUACGUGCCUAGAGACGAAGCUUUUUCCGAAGUAAAGCAGGAAACAUUCUCAGCCAAAACCCUGUCUUCCGUGCUCCGUGUGCUCGUCCCAUCAGUUAGGACUUCCAUCAUAGACAGUAACCUUGGAUUCCCACACUUCACCGCCAUAGACACUUUAUUCAAUGAAGGUUUCUUGCUUCCGGAUAUUCCAACUACAGGGCUUCUGGGGAAUGCCAUACCCAGGCUUGUAAGGUUUGUCAGGAACACCAAAAAUAGCGUCCUGCAGUUUGAGACGCCUCAGUUGAUCGACAGAGAUAGGUUCGCUUGGUUCAGGGAUGCUGAAUUCGCAAGACAAACUCUAGCGGGUGUCAAUCCAUUGUCCAUCAAGUUAGUCACGGAUUGGCCACUGAAAAGUGAUCUGGACCCUGAGAUUUAUGGGCCUUCUGAGUCGGCGAUCACAACAGAGUUGGUAGAGAAAGAAAUCGGAGGCUACAUGACAGUGGAUGAGGCAUUGAAGCAGAAGAAGCUGUUCAUUUUAGAUUACCAUGACAUUUUCUUGCCUUACGUGAAUAAGGUAAGGAAACUCAAUGGGACCACCUUUUAUGGGUCGAGGACAUUAUUUUUCUUGAUGCCUGCUGGAACAUUGAGGCCCCUGGCUAUUGAGCUAACAAGACCGCCUAUAGACGGGAAGCCCCAGUGGAAAGAGGUCUAUCAGCCAUGUUGGAGCCCAACUGAUAUCUGGUUGUGGAGGUUGGCUAAGGCUCAUGUCCUGGCUCACGACUCUGGUUAUCAUGAGCUACAGACUCAUUGUUGCGCAGAGCCUUACGUAAUCGCGACAAAUAGGCAACUGAGUGCAGUGCACCCGAUUUACAGAUUAUUGGAUCCUCAUUUACGGUACACAAUGGAGAUUAAUGCUCUGGCACGUGGGGCCCUUAUCAAUGGUGAUGGUAUCAUCGAGUCCUCAUUCUCCCCGGGUAAGUACUCCAUGGAGUUGAGCUCUGUUGCCUAUGACAAGCUAUGGCAGUUUGACCUACAAGCACUACCGGCAGAUUUAAUCAACAGGGGAAUGGCCGUGGAGGAUCCAAAUGCACCUCACGGCCUAAAGCUAACAAUCGAAGACUACCCUUUCGCAAACGAUGGUCUGCUCAUAUGGGACGCCAUCAAACAGUGGGUCACGGAUUACGUCACGCACUACUACCCUGAACCGUACCUCAUCCAAUCAGACAACGAGCUUCAGUCAUGGUGGACAGAGAUCCGAACAGUGGGCCACGCGGACAAAAAAGACGAACCCUGGUGGCCCGAGUUAAAAACUCCACAGGACCUGAUCAAGAUCAUCACAAACAUCAUAUGGGUGGCCUCAGCCCACCAUGCAGCCGUCAACUUUGGCCAAUUUGAUUACGGAGGCUACUUUCCCAACAGGCCCACCAUAGCUCGGAUCCAAAUGCCCACUGAGGACCCAAUAGAGGAAGAACAGAAGCAGUUUCUCGAGAGGCCUGAGGAGUUUCUCUUGAGGUGCUUUCCUUCGCAAAUUCAGGCGACAAUUGUUAUGGCUGUUUUGGAUAUUUUGUCAAGUCAUUCGCCCGAUGAGGAGUAUAUUGGGGAGAAAAUGCAGCCGUUUUGGGCUGAGGAUAAAGUGAUAGUUGCUGCUUUUGAGAGGUUUAAUGGGCGGCUGAAGGAGAUUGAGGGGAUUAUCGAUGGUAGAAAUGCGGAUACAAGCCUGAAGAAUCGGACAGGAGCUGGCGUGGUGCCGUACGAGCUUCUGAAGCCAUUCUCGGAACCUGGAGUGACGAGUAAAGGUGUGCCGAAUAGCAUCUCGAUUUGAAUUUAUGACAUGUUAUUAUUGUGCAUUUAAGUUGCUGUGUGGAGUUGAAAUAUGAACAAGGUGUUCUAUAUCUUGCAUUUGGAGUUAUUGGGUUUGAUAAUAAAGUUUCAUUAUGUAUGCAUCAGCAAGAGUAUUAAAUUUCAG